Tuber aestivum (summer truffle) is the source of this 1190-nucleotide messenger RNA. The record is from the annotation of a GenBank genome assembly. NCBI's taxonomy places the organism in Eukaryota, Fungi, Ascomycota, Pezizomycetes, Pezizales, Tuberaceae.
AUUCCUGUACGUGUUGUGCCUGUACAAUCUUCGAAAGCAAACAUACUAACGAGACACAAGAGAUACAGAUCAUCCGAGAGCAACAUGAGCAGCGGAAUAAUCGACCUCGGCCAGAUGGCGCCGGAGCUAUUCCAGCCCGUCCCGCCCAAGAAAGGCCGUAAACCUCGUGCCGCGAAGUCUACACCUUCCACCGCCGCUGCUACCAUCACUGCUGCUACCGCGUCCGCGGUACCGGACCCAGCCACCGCCCCUCCGGCUCCCGUUCCCGCAGUCGAUAGAACCCUCGUCCCAAUCUCUACAAACGUCUAUCUCGACCCCUCCACCCACACCGAUGUGCAAGAUCCGGCAGAUCCGGACCUCCCGUUCCUAUCGAUCCCCCUUCCCGGCGAGUCCACGGAUUCAGUACCAGUCUAUGACUCCUGCGAUGAGCUCCGCCGCAAGAUCCGCGCCUUCUUUCGCAACCCAAAGUACUCCAAGGUCACGCAGAAGAAGUUUCGCGAGGCGAUUGGCGACGUGAACGCUAAUACCUAUAGGAGGUUCAUGGAGAAGAAGGGCGAGACUGCGGGUGCGGAGUGUGGCAUGUUUUACGGGAGCUACGUUUUCUUUGAGAAGAUGAGGGUUUGGGAGGGGAAACCGAAGGGCAUUCGCAGGGUUAGGAGUGAGAUUGAGUAUGCUAUUUUCCCCUCCUUUCCGGAUCACUGCCGGGGGUAUGUUUGCUAAUGACAUACACGGAUAGAUUCCCGCAUGGGAGACCCAUGAUCGACGAUAACCGCCGUGGAGUCUGGGUCAUUAGCAGGACUCCCGCAAAGAGAGGCGGGGGUAGGAGAAAGGGGUGGUAUUAAAAACCUACGCCGUGUCUCACUACUCUUCCCCUCUCUCCUAUUUCGCUUUUUUCACUCCUCUCUACUCUUUCCUUUAGGGAAGACGGGUCAAUGGCACAGUAUAUUUCCUGAUCAAAAAAUUUCAUGGGUCUUGUUUUGUUUUAUUUUCUAUUGGUUCACCCGGGUGGCUUUCGUGAUUUUGCGAUUGUAUUCUUAUCCUAUCUCCUCGUGUGUAAUGGAGCUUUUCACCUCAUUUGUUAAAUGACUUGGGGUUGUGACCGUGGGUGUACCGUAGUUAGUUGUGUGUUUGUCUGACAGCAAGUGUUGUGGGUUCGAUGUUUGCUAUCACUGAACAAGUUGUGUUACUAU